GAUGCGGUGAAUGUGCUCCUUUGCUGAGCCAGCUUUGUACAGUACUAUAUACCCCCAGCUUUGCGUCGGUGGACCUUCAAGUUCUCUAUGUGUGUACAUCUCACACACUUCGGGCCAAACUCCUUUCUAUACCAAUACCUUUCACAAACAUUUUCAAUUCUCUCGUGUACCAUUUAUUGCAUAGCAUGGACGACUGGCGGAUGUGCGUGGAUGGGAAUGCCUGGGCAAGGGACGUAUUCACGAUCACGACACCUGCAUUGCAAGCAUUUUCGGCCGGCCAAAAAUACCUCACGUCAAGGAAGUCCUACUUUAUUUCUUACUUGGCUCUUUCACUGUCUGUGGAGGGCUCUCUGUGUAUCUCAGCAUCUCACUAACCCAAAACACAAAGGUCUCACAAGACCUACAUGCUUUAUUGGUUCACAUUACGUUUCUGUGUUUGUCCGCAAAUGGCUGGUGUGGUGUGUGCAUGAGUCUGUGUGUGUGUGCGUUCGUUCAGGCUCUGCUUAGCCUCAGCUGCAAGUCGUGACUGAAAUUGAUCCGUGCUGACUCUUCCCCUGACGGCUAAGGAUCCUCGCUCACGCCUGCUUCCCCUGCCUAUCAUGCAACUCACAUCCUUCAAGCGCCUAAGAUGAUGG
Molecule: messenger RNA, 635 nt
Organism: Lindgomyces ingoldianus
Lineage: Eukaryota; Fungi; Ascomycota; Dothideomycetes; Pleosporales; Lindgomycetaceae
Exons: 1
Coding region: 88-507 (139 amino acids)
Source: RefSeq, a predicted model, not a curated record